Notothenia coriiceps (black rockcod) is the source of this 2281-nucleotide messenger RNA. It is a transcript of the gene gfpt2, whose product is annotated as glutamine-fructose-6-phosphate transaminase 2. Gene Ontology annotation, biological process: UDP-N-acetylglucosamine metabolic process; carbohydrate derivative biosynthetic process; fructose 6-phosphate metabolic process. NCBI's taxonomy places the organism in Eukaryota, Metazoa, Chordata, Actinopteri, Perciformes, Nototheniidae. The record is from RefSeq and is a predicted model, not a curated record. The transcript is spliced from 19 exons. Gene Ontology annotation, molecular function: L-glutamine:D-fructose-6-phosphate transaminase (isomerizing) activity; carbohydrate derivative binding. The coding region runs from base 90 to 2147 and encodes 685 amino acids.
ACGGCAGAGGCAGAAGCAUCAUUACAUCGGGAAACUACAAGUCCUUUUCUCACAUAAAGGUGUCCAGCAACGAAACCAAAGUUUGAGUCAUGUGUGGGAUCUUUGCCUACCUGAAUUACCAAGUGCCUCGCACCAGAAAGGAGAUAUUUGAGACGCUGGUGAAGGGACUGCAGAGACUGGAAUACAGAGGGUACGAUUCAGCAGGUAUUGCUGUGGAUGGCCCAAAGAAGACAGGCAAUGAACACAACCAAAACACCAUCUGCUUGAUCAAGAAGACGGGGAAGGUGAAGGCCCUGGAUGAAGAGCUUUGCAAGAAAGACUUACUUGACCUGGAUGAGAAGCUGUUCACACACUUUGGCAUCGCUCACACUCGCUGGGCCACACACGGAGAGCCGAGCGAGGUUAACAGCCACCCUCAUCGCUCUGACAAGGAAAACGAGUUUGUCGUCAUCCACAACGGCAUCAUCACCAACUACAAAGAGCUGAAGGCCUACCUGAUCAACAAAGGAUAUGAGUUUGAGUCGGAGACGGACACAGAGGUGAUCCCGAAAUUGAUCAAAUAUGUUUACGACAACAGAGAGAAUGAGGACAUCGGGUUCUCCACCCUUGUAGAGAGGGUCAUUCAGCAGCUGGAGGGGGCCUUCGCUCUGGUGUUUAAAAGCCGUCAUUUCCCCAGAGAGGCAGUUUGCUCCAGGAGAGGAAGUCCGUUACUCAUUGGUGUGCGAAGCGAGUAUGAGCUUUCAACUGAAGACAUCCCCAUCCAGUACAACAAUGCCCUCUUCAAGGAGGGAGUCCAGGAGAAGAACAGCCAUAAUCUCGCUGACUGCUCCAGCGACAUCGACUCAGUGGGAGAUGGCCGAGCUGUGGAGUAUUACUUUGCCUCUGACGCCAGUGCCAUCAUUGAGCACACCAACAAGGUGUUGUACCUGGAGGAUGAUGACAUGGCGGUGGUCUCCGAGGGGAAACUCUCCAUCCACAGGUUGAGACGGAAGGUCAAUGAGAAUCCAGUGAGGGCAAUCCAGACCCUGCAGAUGGAGCUGCAACAGAUCAUGAAAGGUAACUUUGAUGCCUUCAUGCAGAAGGAGAUCUUUGAGCAGCCAGAGUCAGUCUUCAACACAAUGAGAGGACGGAUUUGUUUCGACACCAACACAGUGAUCCUCGGUGGGCUGAAGGAUCACCUGAAAGAAAUAAAACGCUGCAGGCGGCUCAUUGUGAUUGGCUGCGGCACUAGCUUCCACGCUGCUGUGGCUACAAGACAGAUCCUGGAAGAGCUGACGGAGCUGUCUGUCAUGGUGGAGCUGGCAAGCGACUUCCUGGACCGCAACACGCCAGUCUUUAGAGACGACGUUUGCUUCUUCAUCAGCCAGUCAGGAGAGACAGCAGACACCCUGAUGGCACUUCGAUACUGCAAGGGUCAAGGUGCUCUGACAGUCGGUGUAACCAACACCGUGGGCAGCUCCAUUUGUAGAGAAACAGACUGUGGAGUCCACAUCAAUGCUGGGCCGGAGAUAGGAGUGGCUAGCACCAAGGCCUACACCAGUCAGUUUGUGGCCCUCGUCAUGUUUGGUCUGAUGAUGAGCGAGGACAGGCUCUCCCUCCAGCAGCGAAGAUUGGACAUUAUCAACGGUCUCCAGAUGCUACCCGACCUGAUAAAGCAGGUGUUGGCUCUGGAUAAGAAGAUCAAAGCCAUCGCUGACGAACUGUAUCAGCAGAAGUCUCUUCUGGUCAUGGGCCGAGGUUACCACUACGCCACCUGCCUCGAAGGGGCACUGAAAAUCAAGGAGAUCACCUACAUGCACUCGGAGGGCAUCCUGGCCGGGGAGCUGAAGCACGGCCCUCUGGCACUUAUCGACAAAGAGAUGCCGGUCAUCAUGAUCAUAAUGAAAGACUCCUGCUACACAAAGUGCCAGAACGCUCUGGAACAAGUCACUGCCAGAUCGGGUCGGCCCAUCAUCCUUUGCUGCAAGGACGACACUGAUAUUUGUAAGAAUGCCUACCACACCCUCGAGUUGCCUCAAACUGUGGACUGUCUGCAGGGCAUCCUCACCGUCAUACCCCUGCAGCUCCUGUCCUUCCACCUGGCCGUGCUGCGAGGAUAUGACGUUGACUUUCCCAGAAACUUGGCCAAAUCUGUGACUGUGGAAUAAUUACAGUUCACAAAGCACAGGAGAGCUGAAAGGAGGCUCAUCGAUAUACAGUGCAGUUGUGCAAUUUCUUCAGUGUGUGUGUGUGUGUGUGUGUGUGUGUGUGUGUGUGUGUGUGUGUGUGUGUGUGUGUGUGU